CCCCCGGCUCCCCAGUGUCCGCCAUGGCCAAAGCCUACGACCACCUCUUCAAGUUGCUGCUCAUCGGGGACUCGGGCGUGGGCAAGACCUGUCUCAUCAUUCGCUUCGCCGAGGACAGCUUCAACAACACCUACAUCUCCACCAUUGGAAUCGACUUCAAGAUCCGCACUGUGGAUGUAGAGGGGAAGAAGAUCAAGUUGCAGGUCUGGGACACAGCUGGCCAGGAACGAUUCAAGACAAUAACUACUGCAUAUUACCGUGGAGCCAUGGGCAUUAUCCUCGUAUAUGACAUCACAGAUGAGAAAUCCUUUGAGAAUAUCCAGAACUGGAUGAAAAGCAUCAAAGAGAAUGCCUCAGCUGGGGUGGAGCGCCUGCUUCUAGGGAACAAGUGUGACAUGGAGGCCAAGAGAAAGGUGCAGAAGGAGCAGGCCAUCAAGCUGGCUCGGGAGCAUGGAAUCCGAUUCUUUGAGACAAGUGCCAAAUCCAGCACGAAUGUGGAUGAGGCUUUCAGUUCCCUGGCCCGGGACAUCCUGCUCAAGUCAGGAGGCCGGAGAUCGGGAAACAGCCACAAGGCCCCCGGCACUGACCUGAAACCCUGUGAUAAGAAGAACACCAGCAAGUGCUCCCUCGGCUGAGGACACUAGGCCCAGAGGCUGAACCUCAGGGAGGCAGGGCUAUGGGUGGGCAGGGGAGAAACAGCAGGUGGGGUGAGGGGAGGGGGUCUAGAGGAGAUAGAUGGUGGAAGAGUAGGGAGCAAAUGUAAAAGAAAGUAGGAAGGGGAGAGGAGAGAAGACAGGGGAAGGAGAGGCAAGGAGGAGAGAGAAGCAAGCGAGCAGAAAGAGGUGAGGGGGUAGGAAGAAGGGGAGGAGGAAACCACUGGCCCUGGGUGUCAGCCUUUCCCGGGACUUGAGGGCAGACACAAAUGUAAAUAAAAAGUUGACUUGUUGUUACUGAA
Molecule: messenger RNA, 955 nt
Organism: Canis lupus familiaris (dog)
Lineage: Eukaryota; Metazoa; Chordata; Mammalia; Carnivora; Canidae
Gene: RAB13
Product: RAB13, member RAS oncogene family
Exons: 8
Coding region: 24-635 (203 amino acids)
Biological process (GO): regulation of exocytosis; protein secretion; protein localization to plasma membrane
Cellular component (GO): trans-Golgi network transport vesicle; synaptic vesicle; plasma membrane
Molecular function (GO): GTPase activity; GTP binding
Source: RefSeq, marked provisional